CCGCAGCGCUGCGCUCACACUCUUUAUCCCGCCGAGCCUCCAGGCCUGAAAUUGGGUCUUAAUCUCGCGCUGUCUAUUUGGCACUUUGAUUGAUGUCCUCGCGCAGCAAGGGGGGGCAGUCCAAGUCCUCGCUCUCCUUUGCAUGCGCACACAGAAAAACUCACACAUGUGUGCCCGAGCUAGAUAACGACCGGAGCUCGAGCUGAAGACGCGCAGAAGCUUUCAGGCGGAAGAGUCCGGGCAGCGGCGCGUGGAGCAAACCUCUUGUUCCUCGCGCCGGAGCGGCUGGGCUCGCGGAGGCCAUGGAUCACAUAGGGAUACUGGGGGCGCAUCUGCAGCAGCACACGCACGUGGAGCCCAUCAGCUUCGGGAUCGAUCAGAUCCUCAGCAACGUGGAGCAGAGCUGCAUGCUGGGCAUGAGGAUGCACGAGCCGGACUACGGACACGCGGCCUAUAACGGCGGCGGGGGCAGCGGCGUGAACGGCGGCGGCUUCGCGUGCGGUAACGGCGGAUAUAACAGUACCCCCACCUCGUGCGGGAUGACUUCCAUCGGCGGGGCUUAUCACAUGAACAUGGGCGUGAAUGCGAACGGGACUAACAUGAACUCCGCCGGGGUCAUCCGUGUCCCCGCGCACCGGCCUCUGAGCUGCGGGAACUCGUCGAUGCCGCCGGUGAGCGGGACCAUCAACAACCUGACCGCGCUGACUUUCCCCUGGAUGGAGAGCAACCGGCGCUACACCAAAGACAGGUUCACAGUGUCCCUCUCACCCCUCACUGUAACACGUCGUGUAGGUCACCCCUACCAGAACCGGACGCCUCCCAAGAAGAAGAAGCCUCGGACGUCCUUCACCCGGCUGCAGAUCUGUGAGCUGGAGAAACGUUUCCACCGGCAGAAGUACCUGGCAUCUGCUGAGCGGGCCGCCCUCGCCAAAGCCCUGAAGAUGACUGACGCCCAGGUCAAAACCUGGUUCCAAAACAGACGCACCAAAUGGAGGCGGCAGACAGCAGAGGAGCGAGAGGCCGAGCGACAGCAGGCCAACCGGAUCCUCAUGCAGCUGCAGCAGGAGGCCUUCCAGAAGACCAUCAACCAGCCAGUUACCCCAGACCCGCUGUGCCUGCAGAACAGCUCUCUGUUCGCACUACAAAACCUGCAGCCCUGGACUGAAAAUACCGGCAAGAUCAGCAGCGUGUCGACCUGCGAGUAGAGCCAACACACUGCCCCCAGCUGAAUCUGUGAACAGGGACAGGGACAUGGGCUAAGGCCCACUGAGCAGCUCCGUAUAGAGGAGGUCCAACUAAUUAUCAGGUCAUCUCCUCUAUCAGACAAAAGCUGGUGCUGCAGCUAACAACAAACAAGGGGUCCCUCUGCACUGUCAUAUAAUGGGGGUCCACAUCUGGAUCCUUUAGAGGUCUGGACUGAAGGCUUGCUUCAGUCCUGCAGAGAGCAGAUUGACAGGAAAUAUUUCAGGGGCAUCGUGAUGAACAAUGUGCUCCAUAAAACUGCAAGAAGGCCCAGGACAGGCUGGCAUCAGCCAGCUGCUGUAUUAUAGUUGACCUAUAAGGACUUGAUGUUUCAUAAACAGCAUAUUUUCAUAUUUGAUGUCUGACAAAAAGAAAAAAAAAAGAUAUGUGUGUAGAUCUCUGUCAUCAGUGUCUGUCUGUGUUUAUCUGCCAUCUUAAUGGACUUUUUACUCAACUGCAAAACAACAGGGCACUUGUUUUAGCACCUUUGUAUGAAUUCAAAUAUAAUCUGGCACAUGUCACCUGACACCAUGUGAUGACUCAGCAACAAACAGAGGAUAUCUGUCUAGUUUAUGAUUUAGAAAUAAAUAAAUAUGUGGCCUAAAGGCCAAAAAUCUGAUGAAAAGAAAAAUCACAUUUAACAGCACUUUGUUAGAACAUUUAGCACAGUUCACCACAUGUUCACAUUUCAUUGGAAUUUUUGUAUGUAUACUUUACAAACUGUAUUUUACAGCGCUGUGUAAUCAUCAUAGACCCCGAGAUCAAACAAACCGACCAAUCACAGUGUCCGCGAUUUCAUUGUCUGCCAUUGCAUUUUAUUUGUGUGUGUGUGUGUGUGUGUGUGUGUGUGUGUGUGUGUACGCACGCGUGUGUGUGGGAGAAAGAGAUGGAGGUGCGUCUAAGAUAACAAAUACAAGCUGAGGUCUGUUUGAUCAGAAGCAGAAACAAUAAGAGGCAGACGUGCUGAUGCUGACACAGUCCACAUGUUGUCUGGUCAAUAGCACAGAGUUUCUAAUAAGUGGCUGACACUCAGAUUGCUGUGAUAAAUGAGAGUGGUGUGUGUGUGUGCGUGUGUGUGUGUGUGUGUGCAUUUUUUUCACAAGUCUCAAAACAGCCCAAAAAUCUACUUCUGACAGUAUUUUGGACACUGAAAUUCAUUUUUUUCCUUUGCAGAGUUGAUAAUAACGUAAACUCAAAAUCUAUUAAUCUUCUCCAUCUGUCAGCUGUAUGUAACUUUGACUUUGCUCAGUGGAUAGACUUUUUUAAUUCCCGUUCAUCUUCAUGCCACAUGCAGUAUAGUCUAUCUGUAUUUUGUCACUUGAAGGCAAAUAAUCAUUUCAGUCCGGUGUUUCUUGUUCAUGCUGGUAUUAUUGAUUCACUCAGUCUUGAUUUUCAUCAGGCAUAAAACAUUUUAAAAUAAUGACAAUAAGCAACAUGCAUCCAGUGUUGAUGAAGACGAGGCAGCUAUGUAUUAAUAUUUGGAGAACAACAGAGUGCUAUCAGCCACAGAUGACAAAAGAUGAAAGACUGGAUUACUGAAUAUUCCCACAUUUUCCGAUCUUAUUUUGAAAUAUUAGAAUAUGCAGCAGGAAAGCACAAUAUUGACUAUGACCUUCCAUAAAUGAUAUUUCUUUAAGUUCAUUUGGUGAACUUGGUGAAAGGGCACCUUUUUUAUUCCUUCAGCUGUUUAGGAGAAACGUGAACACCCAUUCUGAGAUAUGUUUGUGUCCACACGAUGAAAAUAACAAAUAAUAUUCACUCUCCUUUUUGUUUUUUUGUUUGUGUUUUUUGUCUCUACCACCUCCUGAGGGAAAUCUCUGCAGCUGCUAAAUGCUGUUCCACUAUGUCCACCAGGUAGUUUCUAACUGUGUCUGUCUGCUGCUUGCUGCUGAGCAGGUACUGAACACUGGUACCGGUUUUUAAAGCUUUUUCUCUGAAAAUAACUCCUGAGGCCUAAAACAUGCCACGAUAGUGGUGAGCCUGAACCAAAACUGUAAGACACAGUUUGUUUGUUUUUUAUCACUUUUAUUAUUUCAUCUAAUUUUGUCAGUACUUAGCACAUGUUCCUAUACUAAAUUGUAAUAAACACAAAGCAAACCUGGAGCUA
Messenger RNA from Larimichthys crocea (large yellow croaker), 3349 nucleotides. It is a transcript of the gene tlx1, whose product is annotated as T cell leukemia homeobox 1. The record is from RefSeq and is a predicted model, not a curated record. Gene Ontology annotation, cellular component: nucleus. The transcript has 3 exons. Gene Ontology annotation, molecular function: RNA polymerase II cis-regulatory region sequence-specific DNA binding; DNA-binding transcription factor activity, RNA polymerase II-specific. Bases 303 to 1205 code for a protein of 300 amino acids. NCBI's taxonomy places the organism in Eukaryota, Metazoa, Chordata, Actinopteri, Sciaenidae. Gene Ontology annotation, biological process: animal organ development; regulation of transcription by RNA polymerase II.